AUGGGUUGGUUUUGGGCCGAUUCACCACGUCGCAAUAUUUCACAAGGACUGGCUCCUGCCGUUUGUCCUGUUAACCAUGCUGCCUUGCCAGCUCUGGCUUGUCCCGUGAAACAUUCUGGAUCGGAUGAUGUGGAGGUGUUAAAUCCUCUCAAUAAUAUGCCCAUGGCAAUCUCGUCGGAAAGAGCACCGGGGCAAAGGGUUGUGUUGUCAACAGAAAGAACCAUCUCUAGUAUCCCCAGAGGUGAAUCCAAUGACCAAGGUUUCUGGGAGUAUCCGUCGCCCCAGCAAAUGCUUAAUGCGAUGAUGAGAAAGGGAAAGGGCCAAGGUAUCGAUGAAGAGGCGGUGGAGUCUAUGGUUGAUGUGCACAAUUUUUUGAACGAAGGCGCUUGGCAGCAGAUUUUGGAGUGGGAGAAAAAGUAUACCGAAACCACAAGAGUAGAGCCCAGACUUGAGCGUUUUACUGGAAGACCUAACGAUUUGUCUCCAAGAGCAAGAAUGUUUCUUUACUUGGGCAAAGUCUUUCCCCAGACUUUUAAUACCCAGCCUCCAUUUGACCGCCACGACUGGACUGUUUUGAGAUCUAUGGGCAAAGAUCAGGGCUGGGAAAAGGUGAGAUAUGUCAUUGACUAUUAUAGUGCUCCAGAUGAUGAAGACACGGGAAUGCCUGCUUUUAUGUUGGACACCCGUCCAGCUUUGGACAAUCCAAGAAAUGCCUUCGACAGAUUUGACCACUGGUUCACACCAUUAUGGAAGAAAGCAAUGGGAGAAGGAGAGUAUGGGCAUUGA
This is a messenger RNA of Clavispora lusitaniae ATCC 42720, 786 nucleotides long. It is a transcript of the gene CYC3, whose product is annotated as holocytochrome c synthase. Gene Ontology annotation, molecular function: holocytochrome-c synthase activity. Lineage: Eukaryota; Fungi; Ascomycota; Pichiomycetes; Serinales; Metschnikowiaceae. Gene Ontology annotation, biological process: cytochrome c-heme linkage. The record is from RefSeq and is a predicted model, not a curated record. Gene Ontology annotation, cellular component: mitochondrion.